This is a messenger RNA of Solanum pennellii, 1698 nucleotides long. Its product is annotated as UDP-rhamnose/UDP-galactose transporter 1-like. The transcript is spliced from 5 exons. NCBI's taxonomy places the organism in Eukaryota, Viridiplantae, Streptophyta, Magnoliopsida, Solanales, Solanaceae. Gene Ontology annotation, cellular component: Golgi apparatus. The record is from RefSeq and is a predicted model, not a curated record. The coding region runs from base 409 to 1437 and encodes 342 amino acids. Gene Ontology annotation, molecular function: antiporter activity; UDP-galactose transmembrane transporter activity.
UUAUAGUAGGCAUCGAAAAUGCCGGUGGAGAGUUCGUGAAAAACUCUCUCUCUCUUCUUUCUCUCUCUUCAAAUUCCAUUUUUUUUUUUCAGAUCUUCACUUCCCACGCAAAGGAGAAAACACACAUCCCACAUGCUCCAUUCUCUCUCUCUUGUUUCUCUCUCUACAAAAUAAAGCAAAGUGUUAUGCUUUUCAGUAGUAUCACAAAAAUAUAAAUCUGAAUCUACUUAAUUGGGCUUAUUCGUUAUUGUAGAUCUGCAAAAUUGUGUUGAUAUUUGUGUUAUAUAUUGUUAAGGAAAAAAAAAAAAUCCUGCCCCUCUCUGUUAAACGAGUUGGGUAGGUGAUUUGAUUUUGAUAUUUUGGAUUAUUAAUAAUUGUUGUUAUAAUAUAUAGUUGUUAUUGUUAAGUAUGGAGAGCGAGAAGAAAUCGUCUCAUGUAUCGGAUAUGGGAGCAUGGGCGAUGAAUGUUGUUAGUUCGGUGGGUAUUAUUAUGGCUAAUAAGCAGCUUAUGUCGGCCAAUGGUUAUGCAUUCACUUUUGCUACAACAUUGACUGGGUUCCACUUUGCUGUGACUGCACUUGUUGGGAUGGUGUCAAAUGCCACGGGGCUUUCCUCAUCAAAGCACGUACCUUUGUGGGAACUUAUCUGGUUCUCAGUUGUUGCAAACAUGUCUAUCACAGGGAUGAACUUAAGUCUCAUGCUCAAUUCAGUCGGAUUUUACCAAAUCUCAAAGUUGAGCAUGAUUCCAGUGGUUUGCAUUAUGGAAUGGAUCCUUCAUAAUAAACGUUACUCGAAGGAGGUUAAAAUGUCUGUUGUGGUUGUCGUUAUCGGCGUGGGUGUUUGCACAGUAACUGAUGUCAAGGUUAACGCCAAAGGUUUUAUUUGUGCUUGUGUUGCAGUUCUGUCAACAUCAUUGCAACAGAUUUCAAUAGGCUCUUUGCAGAAAAAGUACUCAAUUGGAUCCUUUGAAUUAUUGAGUAAAACUGCUCCGAUUCAAGCUUGCUCCCUCCUUGUGCUGGGUCCUUUUUGCGACUACUAUCUUAGUGGAAAUCUAUUACUAGACUACAAGUAUUCUUAUGGUGCCAUUUUCUUUAUACUCCUGUCGUGUUCAUUAGCUGUGUUCUGCAAUGUGAGUCAGUAUCUCUGCAUCGGGCGAUUCUCUGCAGUUUCCUUCCAGGUUCUAGGCCACAUGAAGACCGUGUGUGUCCUGACUUUAGGCUGGGUGCUCUUUGAAUCUGCGUUGACUUUUAAGAACAUAAUGGGAAUGCUCGUUGCAAUUGCGGGCAUGGUGAUCUAUAGUUGGGCCGUGGAGGUCGAAAAACAAACCAACACCAAGAGUCCACACGCUUCCAAAAACAGCUUGACAGAAGAAGAGCUGAAAUUAUUGAAGGAGGGAAUGGAGAAGGCCGACGUCGAAGUCGGUCAGUCCAAGGCCUAAAAUUUUUGAGGUCUCUUAUUUAGUAGCCAUCAUCACAUAUUAUAGCUUCUUUUGGAUCAAAUUUGCAUGUAGUUUAUUAUUUUUGUUGCAUUAUUUAUUGGACAUCCUUCCAUUUGGUCCCAAUUUGGUGACCUUGUCUUGUUUUUUUUUCUUCUUAAUAGUUACUGAAUGUUUUGUUCUUUGUCCAAGUCUACCACUACCAGGGUUCUUUUAUACCAUUUUUAGCUAAUGUUAUUUCACAUAAAUUUCAUUUUGUUUUUA